AAAUACACAAAAAACACUUUAAUAUAAUUUCUAUUUAUUUAUUCUACAGUAACAAAUAAAUAAUACCAACCAAAAAUAUAAGAAAACAAAAUUCGUAUUCUAUACUUUUAUUUGAAGGAUAUUCCACUAUUUUUUUUUCUUUUUGUUAUUUGAAAUUUCUUCUAUUCAAAUGGAUUUCUCGUCUUUGAGUGCAACCCGAAUCGAAGCAAAAGCAUAUCCUUGCGACGGCAGUGAUGUUGAGCUGCGUGAAUUCCAAGGCAAACAAGGAAAACACAGAGGAGGCCACCAUGCUUCCAAAGAAGUCUUUGAUGCUCUCUUCUCCACCGUCGAAGGCGACGUUGGCGAUCUAAGUGAUAACUUGAUCAAUGCCAAUGUGACCUUUGGCGAAUUGGCUUCAUUAUCUAACAAAGAUCUCGAACUGAUUGGCUGUAACGAUGAAAACCAAAGACUAUCACUUCUUGAGUUCUUUAAAUUGAUGCCCAAACAAGAUCGUUCCUACACACAAAUAAUGCAAUCUGAAGAAGCACAAUUAUACAAUGAGACUAUUUUAAGAAGAACUUCAUCUCAUUUAGAAGCGAUGCGAUCGGCUUUGGCGGCUGCAAACUAUAAACUCAAAAUCAUUCCAUCAGAAGAUGUUGUCUUGGGGGAGAAGAAUUUCGCAAGUCGAUUUGUUUUAGAUGCUUUGGAAGAGCUUCAGCGAGUUACGAAUGAAAUUGAGAUACAACUUAAUGAACUUGAAAAGCAAACAAAUCCGGAUUCGGAUAAAAAUAAGAAGAAUCCGUUGAAUAUGAAAAGUUUUAGUAUUUUGCUAUCAACUGCUUUAGUUACCUCUUUGGGAUUUUAUGUUUGGAAAUCGGUGAGAAGCAAAUAAAUUGAGCUGAAAGAGGAAACGAAAUAUUUAAAAAAAAAACUUUCGAAUUUUCAAUUUUUUUUUGUGUUCCUUAUUAACUUCUUGAAAAAGCUUUUAAAAAAAACUAAAAAAAA
Messenger RNA from Episyrphus balteatus (marmalade hoverfly), 984 nucleotides. RefSeq lists its product as uncharacterized. The coding region runs from base 170 to 871 and encodes 233 amino acids. NCBI's taxonomy places the organism in Eukaryota, Metazoa, Arthropoda, Insecta, Diptera, Syrphidae. The record is from RefSeq and is a predicted model, not a curated record. The transcript has 3 exons.